Molecule: messenger RNA, 620 nt
Organism: Panthera uncia (snow leopard)
Lineage: Eukaryota; Metazoa; Chordata; Mammalia; Carnivora; Felidae
Gene: SCT
Product: secretin
Exons: 4
Coding region: 108-506 (132 amino acids)
Biological process (GO): brain development; positive regulation of pancreatic juice secretion; negative regulation of gastrin-induced gastric acid secretion
Cellular component (GO): extracellular region
Molecular function (GO): hormone activity
Source: RefSeq, a predicted model, not a curated record
CGGUGCCGAGCGCCCCCGGCCCGCCCCGCUUCGGACACUAUAAAGGGGCGGCCGGGGCCCGGGCGGCGGCGGCAGCGCUCAGCACCCCCUGCGCGCCCACCACGGCCAUGCGGCCCCUGCUGCUGCUGCUGCUGCUGCCGCCGCUGCUGCUGCUGCCGGGCUCCGCCGCGCGCCCCGCGCCCCCCAGGGCCCCGCGCCACUCGGAUGGGACGUUCACCAGCGAGCUCAGCCGCCUGCGGGAGAGCGCGCGUCUGCAGCGACUGCUGCAGGGCCUGGUGGGGAAGCGCAGCGAGCUGGACACAGAGAACGGCACGAGCUGGACCAAGUCGUCUGAGGGCCGCUUCUGCCUGCAGUGGCCCCACUCGCCCGCCCUGCAGGCCUGGAUGCCCCUGAGGGACCCCCUGGAUGAGGCCUGGUCUCCCCAGCUGCCUCCUGGACCCGGGUCUGGGGCCGCAUUUUCACAGCCGGCGGUGCCUCCUGCUGAGAUGUCACGGAUGAGGCCCUGAGGAAGAAGGAGCCUCCCCUCUGUCUGCAAGGGGAGCACCCUGGAGCCCAGGCCAGGGAGGGGUGGAGCGGGAGGAGGAGGGGUUGCACCUGUCACCAAUAAAGGAGGAAUUCAG